Vespa crabro (European hornet) is the source of this 1986-nucleotide messenger RNA. Its product is annotated as extensin-like. Lineage: Eukaryota; Metazoa; Arthropoda; Insecta; Hymenoptera; Vespidae. The record is from RefSeq and is a predicted model, not a curated record. The transcript is spliced from 3 exons. The coding region runs from base 1 to 1986 and encodes 661 amino acids.
AUGCAGCCAUUACAAUGGUUGAAAAUACUACUCUUGCUGAAUUAUGGCGCUGGGCGACAAGUGCGGCUUGGACGACAAGCCGGAUAUAACUAUCAAAGGCCGAGAGUACCGUUCUUCUUACCGACUGAGAAUGUCGGUUCGAACGUACCUGCCUAUCCCGCACAACGUUACAACUAUCCAAGUUAUCCUACUUAUAAUUAUCCUGCUCCUUAUCGACCUUUUCAACCAGCUCUUCCAUCUUAUCCAUCUCCUCAACCACCACCUUCUUACCCGUCUCCUCAGCCACCACCUUCUUACCCGUCUCCUCAGCCACAACCUUCUUAUCCAUCACCACAGCCACAACCUUCUUAUCCAUCACCACAGCCACAACCUUCUUAUCCAUCACCACAGCCACCACCUUCAUAUCCAUCUCCACGGCCACCACCACCUUCAUAUCCAUCUCCACGGCCACCACCUCCUUCAUAUCCAUCUCCACGACCACCACCUCCUUCAUAUCCAUCCCCACGACCACCACCUCCUUCGUAUCCAUCCCCACAACCACCACCUCAAACGCAAGAAGUUAUAAUAAUAUCUUCAACUCCAUAUCCUGCAUCACGCCAGCCAACGCCAUCACCUACACCUUUUCCUCAACCAUCUUAUCCUCCAUCGCGACCUCCACCAAGACUUCCACCUCCUCCCCUUUCACCUCCACCAUCCCAAUCUCCUUACCCACCUAGUCCAACACCUUCGCCCACAACACCUACCCCUUAUCCACCAUCAGGCCCUCCUUCGAGACCAUCAUCACCUUCAUUUUCUUAUCCGCCAUCAUAUACUCCGUCGACUCUACCACCGAUAACACCAUCAUACCCUUCGUCGCGGCCUUCACUACCUCCAACUGGGCCUGGCUCUACACCCGCACCAACAUAUUUACCUCCUUAUGAUCAAGGAAAUAGCAGACAACCUGCUUUUAAUAGUCUUUCAGGAAGCGGCUCUUCCGCCUUUCCUUCAUCUUUUGCGAAUUCAGGAGUAGUGAAGCUAAGCGGUACCGCUACUUCGUCAAGCUCUUUCAACAUCGGUUUUCGAGGCACUCCAUCGAACACUGCUUCAGCGAAUGGAGCGUAUUAUAAUACUCAAAGUCCUUCUGCAUUCACGUCAACCGGAACAUUGUCGCAAGUCACGAAAAUAACUGGACCUGCUGCUGCGCCAGCAUCCUACAAUGUUCCGGCUAUUUCGAGUCCAGGAAUUGGAGGACAAGACGCAAAUUAUCCGACAUAUGUUCAAGCACCUAGCCCAGCGUAUUACCCUGCUCCUGCUCCUGCUCCAGCAGCACAACCAGCUCCAAAUUUUCUUACAGCCACUUAUCCUAUUCAAGCACCACCUAAUACUGCUUUGUCAGCAGCUUUCAAUCCUGCACCGCCAUUCCUGUCAAGUACACCUACUCUACCAGCUGUAAAUUAUGUUCAAAGUCCAGCUGUUCCAGGGGUCGUAGGACCUCCUGUUCAAAUUUAUUCUCCAGCUUCUACUGCUGUAGUUGCUCAGGCAGGCUAUCCUAGUUAUCAAUCUGUUUCUCCAGCCCCUGCUGCUAUAAGUGCUCAGCCAGCCUAUCCAAGUGUUUAUCAAUCUGUUGCUCCAGGUCCAGCAUCAGUUCCAGCAUUUAUACCUAGUCCUGCCUUUCAAACAGUUCCUAGUCCUGCACAAUCAACUUUUGUAAAUCCACCAGCGCAAACCUACCUCGCAACAAACGUUCCCAGUUACCCUAGUUACCAGCAACAAUCUCCUGCAGCACCAAUGUACAAUUAUCAGCCGUCGAUACCAGCGGUACAACAGCAAUCAUCGUUUUCUCCAGCAGUACAACAGCAACCAUCGUUUUCUCCAGCAGUACAACAACAAACGUCGUUUGCUCCAGCAGUGCAACAACAAACAUCGUUUGUUCCAACAGGUCAACAGCAACAAUCAUUUGCUCCAGCCAAUCCACCGUCAAUCAGCUACAUUCCACAAACGGGAUGA